Messenger RNA from Odontomachus brunneus, 977 nucleotides. Its product is annotated as THAP domain-containing protein 3-like. Lineage: Eukaryota; Metazoa; Arthropoda; Insecta; Hymenoptera; Formicidae. The record is from RefSeq and is a predicted model, not a curated record. Bases 50 to 721 code for a protein of 223 amino acids. The transcript is spliced from 4 exons. Gene Ontology annotation, molecular function: sequence-specific DNA binding.
CAAUGUAGACGUCCCUUAAGUUUUUCUGUGUGCCACGGCCCUUAAGCUUAUGAACGAAAGUUUUUAUAAGUGUUUAAACUUUAUUUUUAUAUGCUAUAGUGAAACAAUGGUGCUGUAUUGUUGUAUUUGUAAGGCAAAAUGGACAUUGGAUAAAGACAUAUCGUUGUUUCGAUUUCCAAAAACAGAAGAUAUGUUAAAAGAAUGGUUGCGUGUUAUACCAACAGUAAAACAAGUUAAGUCACAUUCACGAGUAUGCCAAGCUCAUUUUCGUGAAUCGGAAUAUUGUCGGAUCAGUAACAAACUUAUAUUAAAUAAAAAUGCAAUUCCAAGCAUUUUUUCGCAAUCUGUAUUGAUGAAUGCAGAUUGCUCAAAUAUAUUGGCAUCAGAAAGUUCAGGUAGUGAAUCAGUCAUAAGGAAUAAAAGUACUGUAUCUCCAGAAAAGAUAAAUAUAGAAGACCUGUCUUCAGACAGCUUUGUAUCACUAAAAAGGAAAGGAAUGAAAGAAGAAGAAAUACAAGUAUCUCCUGAUGUUAAGGAUGUUGCAACACAGAUAUCUCCACGGCGACUCCAACCAUCUAUUCGGGAAGAACAAUUACUACAUGAAACUCAAAUUUUGAAGAAAAGAUUAUCCAGAAGAGAUGUAAAACUUGCAAACAUGACAGCUUUAUUACAGCAUUUGAAACAGCAUUUGAAAAAUACAGAUAAGACCAAUAAGUCUUAAGUCUGCCUGGAAAAAGUGGACUAAAAUGUUCAUGAGACAUUGGAAAUAUAUUCAUGAAGGACACGACAUCACCCGGAAGCCAAAUUAGACAGCUACACACUAUGGAAACCUACAAUAGCCAAACUGAUAAUAUUUGCUGCCAUUCGUCAACAUUACAAUGCUACAAUAUCGUCUUUGCAUUUACUGUUUCAAUUAACAAUACGUUUAUAUCUGUUCGCUUAAUUGUACAAUAAAAUAUACUUAAUGAAGACAUAAA